AUGGAAAACACACCGCGGGUCGAGGGCGUACGCGUGGCUGGCGGGCAACACGGGCAUCGCGCGAGGGCCGAGGACGGCUGGGCGGGCGCGCGUGGGACGCGCUACGCUGGGGACAUACUGGGCGGCGGGCGGCUGGGCGCCGGGCGAGGGCGCUACGGGACGCUGUGGCCGGGCGGCACGCUGCUGGGCGGCGAAGCGGUCGGUCGCGCCGGCGAGAGGCGCUGGGACGCUGCUGCGGACGGCGGGCGGGCUACGGGCGGGUACGGGCCGAGGUAUGCCGGGCUGCCGGGGCGAGGCCGAGACGGGCGCUACGGUGGCGAGAGUCGAGGCGCGGCCACAGGCAGAGGCCGAGGGCGCGUGGCGGCGCUGGACGCUGCGGCGGGCACGACUGCCGAGGGUGGCGCGCGCGGAUCGAGACGGCACACACGGAUCGAGGACGGCGACGCGGAAAAAUUAGGUUGA
Messenger RNA from Dioscorea cayenensis subsp. rotundata (Guinea yam), 462 nucleotides. Its product is annotated as spidroin-1-like. The record is from RefSeq and is a predicted model, not a curated record. The transcript has a single exon. NCBI's taxonomy places the organism in Eukaryota, Viridiplantae, Streptophyta, Magnoliopsida, Dioscoreales, Dioscoreaceae. The coding region runs from base 1 to 462 and encodes 153 amino acids.